UGAAUACCUGACGAAAAGGCCCACGUUUCACAGCAGUGACAUUUGAUAGCUGAGAGGAAAAGUGGCAUUCAUGAAAAGCAACCUUUGGAAUUCCUGCUUGUGAGAAGAAGGGGGGAAAAAAUUCCAAUUCAGCUUUUUUGUGCUGCCAGCAAGAAAUGAUCAGCAGCACCAGUGUUUAUGGCUUGAAGAUGCAGUGGACGCCAGAACAUGCCCAGUGGCCAGAGCAGCACUUUGACAUCACUUCAACCACCCGCUCUCCCGCCCACAAGGUAGAAGCUUACCGCGGACAUCUGCAGCGCACCUAUCAGUAUGCAUGGGCUAACGAUGACAUCUCUGCUCUCACGGCCUCAAAUCUGCUGAAGAAAUAUGCGGAAAAGUAUUCCGGCAUUUUGGAAGGGCCAGCUGAACGGCCCAUCCUGGGUAACUAUGUGGAGCCUCCGUCAGGGCUGGUGAAUGGUCGCAAAAGUGAAAGUGAGCCAUGGCAGCCUUCUCUGAACUCUGAGAGUGUUUAUCCUAUGAACUGUGUCCCGGAUGUUAUUACUGCCAGCAAAGCUGGAGUAAGUGCUGCCCUCCCUCCGGCAGAUGUCUCUGCCAGUAUAGGGAGUUCACCUGGGGUGGCUGGUAACCUGACAGAACCUAGUUAUUCAAGUAGUACAUGUGGAAGUCAUACAGUACCUAGUCUGCAUUCAGGGCUCCCAUCUCAGGAAUAUGCCGCAGGAUAUAACGGAUCUUACCUGCAUACAAGUUACAGUGGCCAGCCAGCACCUGCACUUCCUUCACCUCAUCCCUCUCCUUUGCAUAGCUCUGGGCUUUUACAGCCACCCCCUCCGCCACCGCCUCCACCAGCCCUAGUGCCAGGCUACAAUGGGACAUCUAACCUUUCCAGUUACAGCUAUCCGCCGGCAAGUUAUCCCCCUCAAAGUGCUGUGGGGCCUGGCUAUAGCCCUGGUGGUGCACCGCCUCCUUCAGCAUAUCUGCCUUCAGGUAUCCCUGCACCAACUCCUCUCCCCCCCACCACAGUACCUGGGUACACCUACCAGAGUCAUGGGUUAACACCCAUUGCGCCGCCUGCCCUGACCAACAGCUCAGCAACGUCUCUCAAGAGAAAAGCUUUCUAUAUGGCAGGACAAGGAGAAAUGGACUCCAGCUACGGAAAUUACAACUAUGGCCAACAGAGAUCUACACAAAGUCCCAUGUACAGGAUGCCUGACAACAGCAUUUCCAGUGCCAGCAGAGGGAAUGGCUUUGACCGAAGCGCUGAAUCCUCCUCCUUGGCAUUUAAGCCAACCAAACAGAUCAUGGCUCCCGAGCAGCAAAGGAAAUUUAACCAGUCCAGUCGGGCUCUGACGCCCCCUUCCUACAGUUCUGCUAAAAAUUCCCUUGGCUCCAGAGCAAGCGAGCCCUUUGGGAAGUAUAGCUCUCCCGUCAUGAAUGAACACAGCGAAGAACAUAGGCAGCUUCUUCCUCAUCCAAUGCAAGGCCCGGGACUUCGUGCAGCUACCUCAUCCAACCACUCUGUGGACGAGCAAUUGAAGAACACUGAUGCGCACCUCAUGGACCUUGUGACCAAUGAGAUUAUCAACCAAGGACCCCCUGUGGACUGGAAUGACAUUGCUGGACUAGAUUUGGUGAAGGCUGUCAUUAAAGAGGAGGUUUUAUGGCCAGUCUUGAGGUCAGAUGCAUUUAAUGGGCUGACUGCUCUACCUCGGAGCAUUCUUUUGUUUGGACCUCGGGGAACAGGCAAAACAUUACUGGGCAGAUGUAUAGCUACCCAAUUGGGUGCCACAUUUUUCAAACUCACAGGUUCUGGUCUUGCCACAAAGUGGUUAGGAGAAGGAGAAAAAAUUGUUCACGCUUCCUUCCUGGUGGCAAGGUGCCGACAACCCUCGGUGAUUUUUGUUAGUGACAUUGAUAUGCUCCUCUCAUCCCAAGUGACUGAAGAGCACAGUCCAGUAUGUCGGAUGAGAACCGAGUUCCUUAUGCAGCUGGACACCGUGCUAACUUCUGCCGAGGACCAAAUAGUAGUAAUCUGUGCCACCAGUAAACCGGAAGAAAUAGAUGAAUCUCUUCGAAGGUACUUCAUGAAACGACUUUUAAUCCCACUCCCUGACAGCACAGCCAGGCACCAGAUAAUAGUACAGCUGCUUUCACAGCACAAUUACUGCCUCAGCGAUAAGGAGGUUGCACUGCUAGUCCAGCGUACAGAAGGCUUUUCUGGACUCGAUGUGGCUCAUUUGUGUCAGGAAGCUGUAGUGGGCCCUCUUCAUGCCAUGCCAGCCACAGACCUUUCAGCCCUUAUGCCCAGUCAGUUGAGGCCUGUUACGUACCAAGACUUUGACAAGGCUUUCUGCAAAAUACAGCCUAGCAUCUCUCCAAAGGAGCUCGAUACAUAUGUUGAAUGGAACAAAAUGUUUGGUUGCAGUCAGUGACAAGCCGUCUUUUUAAAAAAAAAAAAACCCAAAACAAAAAAAUGUGAUGAAUGUUGGUGCGCGCGCACACACACAUGUACACACAAACCUGUUACAUAGGGCACGGUACCCCUUUUCAGUCGUGUUAAAAUUGUGGAAGGGUGUUUGGGGGUGGGGGGAAAGAUGAUCACUUUGCAUCUAAAGAGCCAGGUUUAGGCCUGAAGGAAGAGUUCAUCAGAGGAGAGCUGUUGAUCUGCAAAGCCACAGAUGAUAGGAAUAGUCUGUUGAUGUUCCGUUCCAUUCUGUUCAGACUAGACAACACUCUCUCACCGUCGAGGGUUGAUUUUUAGAAGGACAUGAACCCUGUGUGUUGAUUCAUUCUGCUGUUCUUGAGAUUUAGUUGCUGUCAAGUGCCUAAAGUGGUGCUUUAUUUUUUCCUUUCCUUUUUUUUUUUUAUUUGCCUCACAAUUACAUUGGUGGCAUGUGCUAAUAUAAAGAGCUUUAACUUCAAAAUGUUAUGGGACUAAAAGACAUGAACAGUUGUGUUGUGACAGAGAACCAGGUGUGACUUUGGUUUAAUUUUGGUUUUGGUUUUCUCUUUUGGCUAGUCUAAAAGCAACAGUAUUCCUCAAUCCUGUCUGUUCUGCAGUAUUAAACUAAGAACAGGUAAAACAGGGUAAUGGUAAUCUGGACCUUAAUUUCCGCAGUUUGUUUCGUUUAUUGUUCUGUCUGCAAAAAAAGAAAAAAAGAAAAAAAACUCAGGAAAGUGAUUGUGAUUUGUACAGUACCUCAAAGGAAUGUGUUGAAAGCACUAUGUACUGCUGAGAUUUAAUAGGCUAGGCUUCAAUGUUACUUUAUCUUAAAUAUGUAUGUUUACCUCAAUGGUUGGGAAAAAAAAUGACAAGGAGAAAUAUUUUGAAUGUAUUAAGGAGCAAGCUGAAGCGUGCUAAAAAGUUCAUCUUUAAAACUUUGAAAAUACAACAGGAGUAUCCCAGUGUUUAAGGAAGGUUUCUUUCUUUCUUUUUAACCAAUAUUGGGGAUCAAAUUGGAGCAAGGCAAUUUUCAUGGCAGUCAUGUGUGGAAGUCCUUAGUCCCUGACAAUUUUGUGACAAGUCGGUAGAGAGUGCACAGACAAUAAAAAAGUCCCCCUGUCAAAUUAUCGAAUCAUCCGGGACAGUCAGAGAUGAGAUCUGAUUAGGACUCUGAGAGGCAAAUUACCACAGACCACAAGAUACACCUUCGGCAUCUUGGUUAGGUUGUAGCAUCUUGAUUCCCCCAUUGCAUCAGUAGAACAGGAUCCUUGUAGGUCACGGAGCGCUUAGGGGCUGCAGAGCUGUUUACAGCAAUGCAGCGACAAAACAAAAAAAAACAACACAAAAUUGAACCCUCAAAUGGCAUCUCUCUUCCUCGCCUUGCAUUUUCACCACCAAAUGAAAAGUUGUCCGUUCAUUUUGUGUGCUGUUGCCUCUUCGGUUUCCUUGAUUGCUUUGUUUGUUUUGUUUUUAAUGUGAUCAUUCCACGGUCAUUAGAAAUUCACCCAGCUGGAAAAUGCCCACUAUUUUAUUUCUACCUCAGAUUUUGUUUUAUUUCUCUUAGAAAGCAACGUAAAGAACAGAACAAGCCGGAUUACCACUAGCAUGCAAAGCUGUUGAAGGACCUAUUCGCGCAUAACCCUAAAUAUGCUUCUUCUAAAAGAGCCUGCUUUGUCUUCAGUGAGGUUUUUAUCCAAGUAAGCGUGUGUAGAAUUGCAGUCAAAAAGAAAAGGGGUCCAGAAGGGAAUACUUCUGCCUCUUCUCCUCUUGCCCAGCCAGGGCAAAUGGUGACUGUCUUCCUUCGGGAAAGAGAAGCUAGAUAGGAUAUGUGGCGUUUUAUUCUAUUUGUGCCCCUUUUCUACAUUGUCUUCCUUUUUGAUUCUUUAAUGCUUUUAUGGACAAUUCUUUUCAUGACAGCUGACUGAUGCUGUAAUGUCGCUGAACAGUAGAGCAAUUCAGACCUUCGCAGCCACACGAGCAGAGAGCAACCUCUUUCUCUCUCUCCCUUUCUCUUUCUCUCUCUGUUUUUUUAUGUAAUCUUUUGUUUACUUUAAAGAAACAGUAGCCGAACAGUUACGAAUUAUUGGCAUUUAAUGUUACUUUUAAGUAAUGUACCUUCAAAUCCAUGAAAUAAAUGCACUGAAGAGCUCUAAUGAGAAAAAGACAAUUAGUCACCUACUUAUUUUGUCUUUAAAGCUACUGCCCAAUUAUUACACUUGGCAUUUUCUCAGCUAAAAUGUUAAUUUUCGUUGCUAAAAACCAAGCAAAUAAACCAAAAUGCAUGUUCUAGAAGUCCUUUUUGUUCAUUCUAAACUUAUGGGUUGCUUCUCAAAGGCAAAGUGGUUCAUUAAAAAGUAAAACAGUGCCUUUCACUAAGGAUAUAGUGAAGUAAGUCUUAAUAAGUGCUUCGCAUUUUCAGUUACAAAGGCCUUUCUUUCUCUCUCUUUAUUUCCCAUCCAUUUGUUCCAUUGUAUCUUUUCCGUUUGGGAAGAGCAACGAUCCCCUUUGCCAGAUUCAUAUUGAUCUUGCAGAUGGCUUUCUGAUGCGUAUUGCUGACCAAGCUUCUGACUGUUGGAUAUCACAUUAUGCUCUUGUGCUGCAUAAAGGCUCGAACAUGUCUUGAAAAACUAAAUUCACAAUUGUAUCACCUCUCUCUAUACUUCCUUUAAAAUCAAUGUUAUCUAAUUUUAAGGUGACACCAAAUGUAUGCAGUACGUGUGUAUAUAUAUAAUCCCAGUAGCACUUACUUCAGUUAAGUUAGCUUUGAAAUCUGCAGGUGCUCAUUUUAACUCACAUUUUACACUAUGUAUUUGGGGAAAGCAAAUUAUUCUUUCAGUGAGCUUCAUAAAUAAAAGACAUAACUGUCUGGUUAAAAGAAUUCAAAAAGUUUAUCACAUCCCACCUCCAGAAUCCUUUGAAUGUUAUAUUGUGGAUUCACUGCUGAAAGUAUCAGGCAAUUAAGUUUUCCUCCCAGAUGGUAAUUAGCUACAGCUAGUGAGGUGUAAUGUUUUACCUAACAUGAAAAUAGUUUUGUUUACUGUACUGUCCUUGUACAGAUCAAGGCAAGCUAUAUAACAGCUCUCUGCCAAUGGCAGUCCCCUGGCAAAUAGAAUCCCUCAGCCUUUGCCUGGUUCACCCAGAACCCAUUUGUUCCUUUUUGUACUAGGGAGGAGGCAACACUUUUGCACUUUUGACACAAAUGAGGCCAUUUUUUUCCUUCUGCUGCUACAUUCAGGUCAGUAUAGAAUUGCAACCAUACAUGUUUCAUUGCAAAAAAAACUGCUUCCAAGAUUUUCCCUCCGGGCUAUUUGGGUGUUCCACAAAUGAGAAGACUAUGUUUUGAUAGGGAGUUGAUAUGGCCAAAGCAUAUGAGCAUUCAGAGGAUGUAAAAUGGCCCUGCUAUCUGUUUCAUUUGAUUGGAACUCUGGAUUCUGAGUCAGCAGAGCAUAGAACGAUGAGGUUGGACUGCCAGAUUCCACAUUAAGCAGAUCUCUACACCUUUAAUAAAAGGGAGAAUAUUAAUAGUUAUACCUUCUCCACCAUUACAGCUUUAUGAUGGCUAAAAUUCCAUCAGCUGAAUUCUCCCUUUGCUGCAAAUGGUAAUAAUUAAAGGCAUAAAGCUUGGCUUCAUCGUUUGUGGGAAAAUUCUUUCAAUAAUUGGAGAUAAACAUGCAUCAAAUGCUUCCCCUUCUACUUGAGACAAUUUUGCAUUAGGUGAAACUUCAUCAUUUUUUUCCCAGCAGUUUUCUUCUCUGGUGACAAGAAUAAUUGCAAUAGCAAAAGAAAAAGCAUGGGACUAGUUUCUGCCAACCAAAUUAUCACUGCCAACUGAAAUCAUGGCAUGAUAACUGUCUAUACAUGUAUAAAGAAAUCCUCACUUCUAGCAUGCUUCUCUCCAAAACAUUUAGGCCAUUAAAGAUAGUAGUGAAAAGUUUGCUGACUGAGCUGAUCAAUGGAAUGUGAAGGCAGUUUGGGGCUAUUUACUUUUGCACAAAAUAUUUCUCUAUUAGUCAAUUUGUAUUCUAUUCAAAUGUAGAUAGAUGGGCAAAAUGGUUUUCCUUGUGCAUUUCAAACCCAUCAAGGAGAAAAUAAAACCUCCCAGUAAAACACAUAGGCAAAGCACCAUCUGGGAAAGCUAGCUCAUCUGUCCAGGGGCUAUGCUCUGCAAAAUAGUACAAGGUCAUUUUAUAUGGGUUAGCAUAAUACUUUGCUAGGCAAUUUUCAAAAGGAGAUAAUCUAGUGUAAAAACCCCAAUUAAUUCCAACAGAUGUUGGUAGAUGGUAAUGUGUUUACAUGUCAAAAGCUGCAAAUAAAGGUUUCUACUGCCUGAAAAUGUGUGCAACUUUGAGUAGAGGAACAUUUAUAAGUUCCAUGAUAUGUUUCAUUCUAAUCUAUGAAUAUAAAUCAUCUUUUAAAAAGUGAGAUCUCAGAAACACACAUGUGCACACACACUAUGGUUGACUAAAUUUUGCAUAAAUGAAUUUGUGCAAGUCUAUUUGUUUUUGUGGAACUAUCCCCACAUACCUAAUCACUAUCCUGACUUUCCUAAUCUCUAAAUGGAUAUGCUUCCUUUGCUAGGCAGGCCAUGUGCACAAGUUCUACUGAAGUGAUUGCCUGAAAGUCUCUUGUGCAUCUCCCAUUCAUUUCACUAGAUAUUCUGAGCGUGUAACUGGGAAUAGAAGGCCAUAAAGAUCAACAUGUGGCCUCCCACAGCAUUAACGCCCUUUCAUCUUGUUAUGCAUGUAUGUGUUUAUAUAAUCUUUAUCUGGACAUAUGCUCAUGAUAUGAGGCUGUUUUUCUUCUCUCGUUCAAGGAAAAGAUGAAAGCUUUCUCUUCCUUAAUCAUUUGCAGAUUUAUACUCAGAGCACAUUGGUAAACAUGGAGCUAGUAAUAUUCCUAGACCCAAAGAAGCUGCUGCCCUGGGGACUAGUCAAUCCAUGAACUGACCCUUCCCCUUUGCAAAGAUCUUUGGUUGACAUUCGAUUUUGAACCUGCCAGAUACGUUUUUGUGAACCAGGGAUACUGCAUCUUUAAUGAACAAGCUUCUAGUCUUUCCCCUAUUUUUAAAGACAACACAAGAAGUAUAGCACCAGGCACCGCAAUUGUCAAAGACAAUUAGACUGAAAGCAGAAAAUUUUCACCUCCCUGUCUCAGUGAUAGAUAAAAUGUCGGCAGUGUGAGUCAGCCUUGCAACCGAAUUUUGUGAGAAUAUAUGAAUCAGUCCUAUAGAAUGUUAAAUAUUUAUAAGACGGUUCUGUUCUCCACUAAGGUUGGGGAUGCAGUCAUUCCUUCUUGUUGUCUCAUGGUAUACAAAGAGGAGAAAAUAUUUCCCAACCGAAACUUUGCUUGUAUACAUCUCCCCUCGCCCCACCCAAAGGGUUCUUGUGGUUUACAUGCAGUCACAAGUAGUUUUGUUUGUUUCCAUAGAUUCCACCACCACAUUGGGUGUGUGUUCAAACAUUGUUCUUUGAAACCAUUUCUACCUCAUUACUACAUAUUGUACAUGUAGUAUUUAUUUGUUGUCUUUUUUUGAAUGUCAUGCAUUUUGUAAGAAAGACGUGUCCUUGAACUUGAACAGUCUACCUCAGAAAGACUGUCACUACACUGAAUAGUAUUAACCCACCAGGACGAUAGGAUGCAUUAGCAGAGUGUGGCAGGGCAGAUAAUGCAUGGGGACUUGGCAUACUGAUGGACUUUUAAUUGUAUUCUUGUAACACAAGAUUGCUUAAGGGAACGUAAAGGAAAUAAUGCACUGGGCAGAUCUUGAUCAGUGUCCCACUUUGGGGCAUGCUCUAGGAACAUCCCACUUUAGUAUGAUGAACCCUGAUUUGGGGGAAAGAAAAAAACAUCAUUGUUAGUCUCAAGAAUUCUUUGCAUUGGCAAUCUGGCUACAAUCUAUUACUGUUAACUGACAUGCAGUCCAACUUGGCUCUUAAACUCAAAACAAAUGAUAGUACUUAAGGAUUAUUUUUUAUCUUCAGUGAUGUAAAAGAAAUGUGUCACACACUGUAAGACUGUAAGUUUCUCACUUCCUGCGUAUUAAAAUGAAACACAAUGCAUUUUGUAAGAGUCUGUGCAAGGUUUAAACAUAAACCAAAAAUAAAAAUAAAAAAGAGGCACUUCCCAAAGGACUUUUAAAUAUGGGCUUCAAACCUCAUGCACACUAUUACGCAUGUCUGAAAUUCAUUACCGUUUACUGACAUAUGCGCAAAAAUGUGCACAGGAUUGGAACCAUGGAGUCAAGGUGCUCAUGUGUUCUGUAAUCAAAUAGUUUUAUUGCUGAUUCUGCUUUAUAGACAUGUUUGUUUUUUGGAAGUAAUUGUACACAGAUGGCACAUUUGAAGUACUUUGUAUGAAGUAUUUUAUAUUUUAUUAUUUAUUUUUGCAUCAUUUUCCCCCUCCCCUUUGUCUCCACUAGCUUUGCAUUACAGUAGGAGAAGAAUACAUUUCUCUCUCUCUCCCUCUCUCUCUCUCUCUCUCUUUUCAUUUUGCUUUUCUUUUGUAAGAAAAUACUGAAUGGGUAAAAUACCCCAAUCGAUGCAUGGACUUUUCUAGUUGCUUGUCAGCAAAUUGUGGAUCUUUUUACAAAAGCAAAUGAACUGUGACAAUCCACAACAUUCACAGAUGUUAAUGCAGAAAUGCAUUUGAAAAUUUUUGGUAUGCCUGACAAUCUGUUCUUUAAGUUCCAUUAAUAAAGUAGCAUCAGAUCUUUUAUUUUGCAGUUCCUUGAAGAAGUAUCAUUGUCUUGAGGAUGUCUAGUGGAAUGAUUAAGAGGUAGGGGGAAUUAUUUCUGUUGGUUUUCUGUGCGGGAUGCCAUAUUUCUCAUCAAAUAAUACUCCUUGCCUGGGGACAGUCCCUCCCCCCUCCCCUUUUAGUUAAAGCCCAACUAAAUUAAAAUUUUGGUGCACUUUGCUUUCCUGGCCAUAUUGAUUUUAUUUGCUUAAAUUGAAACAAUGUGUUGGGUUUGACCAGUUUUUGACCUCUCGCAAGGAGAGAAAGGCUUCUAUAGUACAUAUUUCUUUGAAUUCUUCUGGUACUGUUUUGCUUCUUUAUUCACCAAAUUUGAAAUCAUUUUUGUUGUGCAUUAUUUUGCAUCUUCUGAAACGAAAUGUGAUAUUACUGCACUCAUUAAAAAAAGUGAAAUGAUCCAUUUCUCUUGGAAAAAAAAUGACAAGCUUUAGAUGAUGAAAGCUUAAAUUAUCCAUCACUUGCAAACUGAAUUCAUAUAAUUUGUGAACAUUAUUAAUGUAAAUGAGACAUUUCUGCUUGGAAUUUUUUUUAUUAUUUUGAUGGGAUCAUUAUAUGGUUGAUCAUAUGUGUGUAGGAAGCUGCUGUACAAUUAACCUGGAGAUCUGAAAAUGCUUUUUUGUCCUCAUUGUUACAGUUUCAAUUGUAAUCCAUGCAUCUCAUUUUCUUGGGUGUUAGCACUGUAAUAUUAAAAAAAAAAAAUCAGUGCUCAGUAUUGUAACUAACUGUCCCUACUGAAUAUUCCUUUUCAUAAAUACUUGCUACCACAGGGAAAUUAAGUUUUCAUAUAGAAUAACUAGUUUCAGUAGUAAUCAUUGAAGAAUUAAAAUAAAAGUUGUGGUUCAAGGCAGAUAUUUUUAUGAAAAGUUUUCUCUAUUGUAAAAUUUGUUGUAUAUGGCUAUGCUACUAUCAUGGAAUACGAAAAAGAACAAGCAUACCUCAAAUAAAAGAAUUCUGAGUUAAAAAA
Candoia aspera is the source of this 10154-nucleotide messenger RNA. RefSeq names its product fidgetin, microtubule severing factor (gene FIGN). The transcript is spliced from 2 exons. Gene Ontology annotation, molecular function: microtubule severing ATPase activity; ATP hydrolysis activity; ATP binding. Lineage: Eukaryota; Metazoa; Chordata; Lepidosauria; Squamata; Candoiidae. The coding region runs from base 156 to 2429 and encodes 757 amino acids. The record is from RefSeq and is a predicted model, not a curated record.